CUCCUACCGUCACUAUCGGUGGCCCACUGAAUGUCAGUAUUAGGUUUAUAGAGAACAGGUGAGAAGUAACAGGUAAUAAGCUAAGCUGGUCGACUAUCCAACAAUCUGGACGUACAUCUAAACUCUGUCACAAAGCCAAACAAAUCCAUGUUAAAUACAUAAUCAUUGUUAAUCGUGUCUUUUUACCUUCCAUUAUUUUCUUAAGAUUAUAAUGUGAAACCAAGAGGUGUUUUUUUUUUCUAUCCAUCCAUCCAUCCUAAAGAAAACAGCCAACAAUUUUAUGUUAUCAACACCAAAAAUCCUGAGCUCCAUUGUAAAUAAAUACAAACCAAUUUCAAAAACGAAAACGAGGCUACUUAUUAAAAGAUGACUAUUUCAUUCAAUUUUAAAACGUAGAGGAGAUUUCAACUUCACCUGUUUUCCCCACUCCCACGGAUACAUUAUAAUUUCAUGACACAAACAGCAACAACAAUGUCACGCAAAAAGUUUGAAUCAAAGAUAUAAAAUAAGUCGCACCUGAGUUUGAGUCGUGCACAUUUUCAACCAAGAAUUUCGUAAUUUAUCGUAAAAGAAUACCUUUACAUUUUAAAUCUCACCUUGUUUACAUAGUUUUGUUGGUUGGUUCCGAUCGUGAAGGUUUUAUAUUGAGAGAAACUCAUAUUCUAUUUUAAUAACUGCUAUUUCUUUUAUCCUCAUUUGUAAAUCUGUCAAAGUGAAAUGUUCUUACCUCAAACCUAACAUUUGAUUUUUCUCUGAAACUGUUCUCCAGAAAAUGCAGAUAUGUCUAUAAGAAGUUACAGUGCGUUCGGAUCCAACUUUAAGAACCGGCAUAACUUUGCAAAUUCAAGUAACAGAUCAAGCUAUUCAAGCAUCCGUUCUUAUACCAAGUCGGAACAGUAUUGGUGGAAUUAUACAGACAAUGCCAAAGGUGCUAAUUUCCAAAGAGCUGUUUCGGGAGACAGACGGCCACGAUUUGAAGACGACACAUGGGACUUGGCGGAUUCUUUAGCUGACCUUUACCUUAAGGUGAAUGAAGAGAACAUUGCUACAGCAAGCAAAUUUACCGUUUGUAAAGAUCCGGUUAACGAUAUCGAUGUAAAGAAAUGGAUCGAAGAGGAUACCAGCCAUGGUUUCAUCCGAGUUUUUGUUCCAAAUGGAGAUGUCAACAGCUCCCGUCUUGUUCCGUGUAAUUUAAGUACCAACACACAGCGAAUAUGUGCCCAGUGCGGCGUUGCACAUAGUUCGCUGCAUGUUCAAUUCAAUGGAGAUAUCAUUGCAAGAAUGGAAUCCACCGAUCAUCCGUUGGCCAUUCAAAAUGAAUUUCUUGGAAACCUUGGUUACACGGAACCCAGAAAGAUUCAAGAAGAAGGAUUCAAUCCAGAUCUGUCUUAUCUCAUUAAAUUCUAUCUAGGGAAACCCGUACAGGAUAGUACUUUCACCAAAGCUCAAUUGUCUUCCGUAAUUUUAGUCAGAAAAGGAAAACUCAUCUAUCAAUGGGUGCAGCGAUUGUGUGCCAUUUCUGGCACCCGCCUUUUUAUUCACAGAGAUAAGUUUCCUUCUUCGAAGAAAUCAACAAUGCAACUGGCCAAAGGUUAUGUGGAGGAAAUGAAAUUCAAAGACCAUCCAAAUGUCCUCAAACUGACAAUUACACUACACGGUGAAAGGUCAAUCUACCUGUCUUUCAACAACACCAUCACUUAUAGCAAGUGGCUUAAACGAGUUCAAAAGGCAACAGCUAAGCUUCCAACCAAGGCAGACUUAUCCAAAUGCAAUUUAGAAUUUCUACCGGACACCAUUUUCAUUAAUGAAGAUCUGAGGACUCUAAACCUGCGACAUAACGUCUUAAGAGAACGACCUCUUGAAGAAGACAUUCACACUAUGGGUUGGUUGGAUGAUUUACCCAGGUUUCGCUAUUUGACUAGUUUGAACCUUGCAAACAACGAUUUGAAAUCAUUUCCUUCCGCAUUGUGUAGCAUGCAGAGUUUGACUGAAUUGAAUUUGGCCUCAAACAAAUUGGAAGAGAUUCCACCAUCAAUAGCUGACUUAACCAGGUUACAAGUGUUGCGACUACACAACAACCACCUUACAGCACUACCUGAAGAAAUGGGCGGUAUGAAACAGUUAUCAAUUCUAAUUCUGGCCUUCAAUUAUUUCACAACUGUACCAUCAGUGCUGUUACGUAUUCACAGCAUUUCUGACACGAUGGAGAGUAUCAUUAUGGCAGGAAACUACAUCGAACGCCUGCAGGGCAACCUUCUAAAUCAAAUGAAACUGGUGAAAAAGAUUGACUUUCGUUUCAAUAGACUAACACUGAUGCCCAGUGAAAUUGCAAAGUUCCAAUGUUUGGAAUUCAUGAGUCAUCUUGACAUCAGGGAUAACAGCAUUGAGGAUUUGGACAUACGAGCCUUGAAAGGGUUAGUGUAUAUUAACUGUGAGCGUAAUGGGAUGCGAAGCUUGCAGCUGAGUGGAGUUGCUUUGAAGUACAUGUAUGCCAAGGAUAAUGAGCUUACUAAUUUGAACAUCACGCCCAAACCGGAAUGGCUUGUGGAGAUGGACCUUUCGCACAACAAACUCCGUGACCUCCCUACCUGGAUUGCUGAGUGUUUCUUCAUGGCAAGACUGGAAGUUAGUCAUAACAUGUUACAUCGCUUGCCCAUUCUGAUAUUUACAACAGCCCAAAAGCUACAAGAUCUCCGAGCUCAUCACAACUGUAUACGCCGACUGCCAUCUACUGUUACAAACAACUCUUUGACCAUGUUACAACUUCAACACAAUUAUAUUGAAGAGUUACCUCAUGACUUUCUCGUCAACGCUAACAAACUGAAAUAUUUGAACCUGUCAAAGAAUCUACUAGUGAAUCUUCCAAGUCCAAACAGCAAUGAAUCAUUGAACAGAUUACAACAUCUCUUCCUGACAGCGAACAGACUACAUGAUGAUGUAUUCCUUGUCAUCAGUAAUUUCCCUCGACUCAAGAGACUUCACUUAGCUCAAAAUUUCCUCACAGACAUUCCUGACAGCACCCUUUCCAAGCUUGAAGCUCUUGAAGAACUGAAUAUAUCUUCAAACAAUCUGUCACAUUUCCCAUCAUCUUUAUGUAAACAUAAAAAUCUGCAGAUUUUGAGAGCAAAUUGUAAUCGAAUUCGAGAAUUACCAGCUUUCAAAGAGGCUACAGAACUGAAGGUUUUGGAAGUUGGCUUUAAUCAGCUCUUUGACAUCCCCAUGAGCAAUCUUGUAAAUUCUCAUGUUAAUCUGUUAGAUAUUUCUGGUAACCCAAACAUCACUUUCAACACAACAGCAUUGCAAGAUCUCACGCAAAGGAAACGUGUGUGCCUUGUUGAUAUGAGAGGGCCUAAUCGGCCUCAAGAGCAAACUGAAGAAACCUCAGACUCUGAGAAGCCAAACCCAUGGCAGAGUGGAUUCUCACAAACUUCUGGAAUGAGAAAUAAAUUGUGUGUAGCAAUUCUGAACAAACCAAAAUUUAACAAAAAUGGUGAAGAUGGACUUUUCGGAAUCUUUGAUGGUGGCAGAAACGAUGAAGUUGCCCGAACUUUAGCAGAGAUCAUGGCAGAGACCCUACUGGAAGAAUUAUAUAGUCCACUGCUGGUCCCAGGUGGAACAAGUUACAUGAAGUACGCUUUGCUCAGUUGUCACAGGAAACUUAAAUCCAUUGGACAGAAAAUCGGUGCCUCAGCUGCAAUCUGCCAUAUAAAAAUAUUACCAGAAUCUAAUGAAAAAAUCCCGCAGUAUUGUUUGACAGUGGCCAAUGUUGGUAUGGUACAGGUGGUCCUUUGUCGAAAUGGUCAAGCAAUGCGGCUAACUCACCAAUUUGCAGUUGAGUCUGACAGAUCUGAGUGUAUGAGAAUUCAAAAAUCUGAUGGAAUUGUUACAGAAGAUGGCCUGGUCAAUGGAAUCACACCUUGUACACGACUGAUUGGUUGCAGUUAUCUCUACCCUCAACUCAUUCCAAAGCCACACAUUCGCAGUAUAAAACUCCAACAUGAUGACCAGUUCAUCAUAAUAGCUAAUCAAGAAUUGUGGAAAUACAUCAGCAUUGAGGAAGCUGUCAGCCAGAUCUCUCCAUUCCAAGAUCCAGUAGUAAGUGCCAAAGUAUUACAAGAUCUUGCUCAAGGAUAUGGUGCCACAGAGAACCUGUGUGUUGUUGUUAUAAACUUAAAACCAUUACAGAUUUCUCCAUUUAGUCCAACUCCAUCGCAGGUAUUUAACUUCCCACAGUUAUAUAACAACAACGUUGGGGAGCUCACACCAAAGUUGUGGCAAAACAAAGCACAAAGAGAUGCACUCCCUAGCAACAAUUCUAGUGCCUUGUGUUCCAUUGCAGAAAGUGAAGAAUCAGAUGAAAGUAAAAAUUCAACAUUGGAGAGAAAGAAAAAAAAGACUGACUCAAAAGAUACUGAAAACGAGAUUUCAUUGAGCUCUCAUCCUGCAUCUCAAAUUGGCAGUGAGACAACGAGCAUUUAUGAGUGGGAAGAACUUUUACAGAGAAAACUUGCCAAAGAGGUGAAAAGCAAAGAAGUUUAUGAUGAGCUAAAAAAACUGGAAAAAGCAGCAAAGGAAGAGAUGGAGAGCAAAGAUACAGAAACUGAACCAACAUCUGAAAAUAAUAGGUCAACAGUUGUUAAAAGUAUAAAAAAAAAUGCAGAGAAUCAAGAGGAACUAGUCACUUCACAUCAAGCAGAUUCUGAAUCUGAUACAAAGAUAUCCACUGACCAAAGUGAAACGUCUACAGAAUUAAGGGAAGACUGUCUGUAUGACAUUCCACCUGGAAUUGACCGUGAUGCCAUUUUAUUUUACAAGAUGCAAAUGGCACGUUUCAAUAGUGGAAAGAGUGGAAGCUUGAGUUCUGUGCAGUCUGUGCCAAUGUAUACCUCCCUUGAAGAUAUGUUUCCACCCCACAUUCCUUCACAGAGCAUUGAGGUGCUAGUGAGAGCCAUGCCUAAUAUUACUCGAUCAAUAACCAGAGAUAAUUCUAAACCCAAGCAAAACUCUGUCUUCAGAAAGAAAGUCAGCGAAAGCAAGUACCAUGUAAAUGAAAAAGAGCAGCCAAAAACUGAUCCAACACCAAGUACAAGGACAGCAGCAAAUGCUGGAACAUCACAUCCGGUAAAUUAUAUAAAGCCAUCUAGCAAGACAAGUUCAGAGACACAUUCAAACUCUAGCAAUGAUGAAAGUAGUUCUAAAAGUACGUCAUCAACUCCUGGAACAUCACAUUCAACAAGUUACUUAAAGCCAUCUAGCAAGACAAGUUCAGAGACACAUUCAAACUCUAGCAACGAUGAAAGUAAUUCUAUGAGUACGUCAUCAAAUCCCGGAACAUCAUUUCCAGCAGGUUACGUAAAGCCAUCUAGCAAGACAAGUUCAGAGACACAUUCAAACUCUAGCAAUGAUGAAUGUAAUUCUAUAAGUACAUUAUCAGAUCCAGAAACAAACCUUACAAUAAUACAUGUAAAAUCAUCUAGCACAAGCUCAGAAUUACAUUCUAAUUCUAGCAACAACGAAAGUAAUUCUACAGACAGUAGAGACAAUGAUGGAGAUUUCACUGGAAGUAUUAUCAUAUCUUACCUUUGAUAAAAUGUCAACCAUGUUUACUCUCUACUAUACAGACUGCUGUAUACCAAAUAUGCAACAGAUGUUGAGACUGCUGGUAGGUUAAAAAGAAAUAUCAACCAACACUUCAAUUCAAUACAUUCCUUAUUGUUUCAAAUAUAUAACUAUAGGGGUGAUAAAAAAAAAUUACGAAACCCUGUCUAAAGUAAGUAUAUAUAUUAGGAGAGUCAUACUGGUUAUAGUAAGGCUUGUAAAUAUAAUCACCAGAUAUGGUUAACUGCAGUUUUUGGUGAUUAUUUUUAUAAACUUUCCUGUAAUCAGUAUAGCCUUUCCAAAAUAUAAGAAUAUUAACUUCAUUUGUAUGUGUAUGGGUGUGCACAUAGGCACGGACGUUGUUGACAUUCCAUGGCUGCACUUAUCACUGAUUUUGGACAUUAUAUCUGGUCACUCUGUGCUUUUAUAAACCUGAAAUAAAGAAUUUCUUUUACUCAUAAAACAUAGACUUUUGAUAGUAAGAGAGUCUGAACAUAUAAGCUUGCCUCAAAUAAGACCCCAUCGAACCCACGCUAGCAUGGUAAAACAGAUAUGAAACGAAUGGAUUAGUGAACAUGUAUGUAUUUUUAUACAUACACAAAUAUAAUUUUAGUUUUAAAUUUUGCAAAUUGGCCGAAAAUGUACGAAAGCCUUUUUUGUAUAUGGAAGAAUGUGUAAACCUGAUUUAGAUACAAGCUAAGACUAGAGUAUGUUGAUGGGAAUGAAACAAUGCACCUGUGAUUGUCCAUUGCUUCAAAGUGUCUUUUCCCUGUCAUGAUAAGCGUCAACAAUUGAGAAUUUAUUCCCAAUUACUCAAAGUUGUCUCCUCUUUACCUUCAGAACACACACACAUACAUCUUUUGUCUUGAUGUUUUUUAUGUCAAAUCAUCGUUAUUAUACAAUGAUGAUAUAUACGAACUAGCGACUUGGUUGUUAUAAUCACAACAGUAAAACUGUUAUACCCUUUGACCUUCUACAGAUUCCUAUAACAUUCAAUAACAUUUAAGCAAGAGUUAAAGACAGGAAAGUAAUGCUAAAUUUCGCAAAUCUGUAGCACUCCCAGAAAUGUAAUCAAACAAUUGUCCCACUAUAAUCCAGCACCUAUGUUCUUUACAAGUUGAACUGACCUUAAACAACUAAACUUUGUUAGUUGCUCGGCCAAAUGUAACCACCACGCAUUAUCAUGUAUCGAUACAUCAUUGUCAACAACUUUCUUCUCAACUUUUGUAAUACAUCAAAUAAAUUUGGUUAUAUAUAUAUAUAAAUUAUUUAAUCAAUUAAA
Octopus sinensis (East Asian common octopus) is the source of this 6880-nucleotide messenger RNA. Its product is annotated as PH domain leucine-rich repeat-containing protein phosphatase 2. NCBI's taxonomy places the organism in Eukaryota, Metazoa, Mollusca, Cephalopoda, Octopoda, Octopodidae. Gene Ontology annotation, molecular function: protein binding. The transcript has 17 exons. The coding region runs from base 781 to 5586 and encodes 1601 amino acids. The record is from RefSeq and is a predicted model, not a curated record.